Dendronephthya gigantea is the source of this 692-nucleotide messenger RNA. Its product is annotated as NUAK family SNF1-like kinase 2. Gene Ontology annotation, biological process: protein phosphorylation; intracellular signal transduction. Lineage: Eukaryota; Metazoa; Cnidaria; Anthozoa; Malacalcyonacea; Nephtheidae. The transcript is spliced from 6 exons. The record is from RefSeq and is a predicted model, not a curated record. Bases 108 to 692 code for a protein of 194 amino acids. Gene Ontology annotation, cellular component: cytoplasm. Gene Ontology annotation, molecular function: ATP binding; protein serine/threonine kinase activity.
CGCUGGGAAAAGGCCAUUUUGGCUUCGUUGAGUUGGCUCUCCACACCUUGACAAAUAUAAAGGUUGCGAUCAAGAUCACAGAAAUACAAGGAGAGAAAGCAGCUACCAUGAGACGAAACUAUUAUCGCGAAGUGUCCACGUUGAACAAGCUCAACCAUCCUUGCAUCGUAAAAAUUCACGAAACAUUCAAGACAAAAAAUAUUUGCUGUUUGAUAAUGGAAUAUGUCGACGGUGGAGAUUUGUUGAAUUUCGUACGAGGGAAGGCGGAAGGAAAGUUGAACGAAGAAGAUGCAAGAUGGUAUUUUGAGCAAAUCGUUUCAGUUCUCGAUUACCUUCAUCAGAGACGAAUCGUUCACAGGGAUUUGAAAAUGGAGAAUAUACUGUUGCAAGGCGCUGAUAAGAGAAUGAUCAAAGUAAUUGAUUUUGGUCUCAGUAAUGUCUUCUCCAAAGGCGAAUUUCUCAGCACAAAAUGCGGAUCACCGGAAUACGCAGCUCCGGAACUUUUUCGAAGAGACUGUAAAUAUGGAACUGAAGUCGAUGUCUGGAGUUUAGGAAUCAUCUUAUAUGGAAUGCUAAUAGGCCAACUACCAUUCAGAAAUUGCAAUUAUGGAAAGUUGGUCAGCCUUAUCUCUAAGGGAUUGACUAGAGUUCAUCAGGAAAAGAUGGAAGUUUUGAAUCCAGGUUUGUUAUAA